This is a messenger RNA of Coregonus sp. 'balchen', 8458 nucleotides long. The record is from the annotation of a GenBank genome assembly. Lineage: Eukaryota; Metazoa; Chordata; Actinopteri; Salmoniformes; Salmonidae.
AAUUGGCUGGCGGGCUGGAUCUGGCCCGCGGGCCGUAGUUUGCCCCUGUCUGGUUUAACCUCUACUGUUGUCCCAUUGCAGGUGAGUUUCACAGAGAUCAGCCUGGCCGACCGGGAUGGUGACGGUGCCACGGCUAUGCACUUUGCCGCCAGCCGCGGCCAUGCCAAGGUGCUCAGUUGGCUGCUGCUGCACAGCGGCGAGAUCAUCACCGACAGCUGGGGCGGAACGCCGCUACACGACGCUGCCGAGAAUGGGGAGCUGGAGGUGUGUGUGUGUUUGUGUGUAUGUUGCCAGUUUUUAAUGCGCUACCGCAUAUAAGGAGUUGGUAGGUAGUGGAUUACAUUUGUCCACAGAACAGUCUGAGAUACUGGGGCCGGUUGUAAAAAAAGUUGGUCUUAAAUGCGUAGCUACGUCCGACAUUGUGAUCCGAAUUUAUACCUGUUGCACCAACCAAAAAUAAGACUAGUCGUAGCCAUACAGAUUAGAAAAUAGUUUGGAAGAGAUUUUUGAUGUACUGAUUCCAUGGUACAGGGUGUAUGAGUUGAUAUAUAAAACGACGCAAGAUUCAAGACUUCGUGCUUUUCAGCAAAAAUUAUUGUACAGAAUUCUUGCCACCAACAAAAUGUUGAAUAUUUGGGGCAUACAAUCAUCGCAGUUCUGCAGAUUUUGUUGUGAGGAUACAGAAUCAAUUGACCAUUUUGUUUUUGUAUUGCCCUCAAGCCUGUUUCUGGUCUCAGGUUCAGGAAUGGCUGAAAAUGCAUAACACUGAUCUAAAAUUGACCCUAGAAAUAGUAUUUUUGGGAGAUCUGGAGAGACUGGUUCAGACAAUUACUAAUAUACUAUUACUCCGAGUAAAAGAUUCAAUUCGAUUAGAUAGAUUCAAAUUGUAUGUUAAACAUCACAGUAUAGUUGAAAGAUAAAUGGUGCAUAGAAAUCCGAAGAGGGUGGCCAGCAGAGAUAGGUGGGAAGGGCUGAGGGAAGCUGAUGUGACGAAUACUGAGUAUACGAAGAGGCAGGAUGCAAAUGCAGGAAUUAACAAGGUAAGGUUUUACUUAACAAUAAGAAAGAGAAUAACAAAGAGCGAGUAAACGACAUGACGCUAACAAUUACACACAACAAUGAACGAACAGUCCAGGGCUAUAUAGUGGUGGUGAUGAGGUGCAGGUGCGCUGGAGGUGAUUAGGGUGUGUUGGGUUUCCAUUUCUGUGUUUGCCGAGAUGGUGCGCUCAGACCGGUGGCUCAGUAGACCGGCGAAUCAGAGCGCCAGAGGGGAGCAAUGGGAGGAGACGUGACAGUACCUCCCCUCAGACGCGCGGUUCCAGCCGCUGGACGUCGCCGGCCAGGAGGGCGACCCUGAGGACGAGGAGCGGGCCAGUCAGGGCGGCGACGGUGGAAGUCCUGAAUUAGGUUGGGGUCCAAAAUAUCCCCAGCCGGAACCCAGCUCCUCUCCUCAGGGCCAUACCCGUCCCAGUCCACCAAGUAACGGAGCCGUCCCCCACGAAACCUGGAGUCCAGCAGAUCCCUCACAGCAUACGCCGGACUCCCGUCAAUGUCCAGGGGCGGAGGGGGUGUACCCCGGGGGACAGCAUCUGCCAGAGGACCAGGAACCACUGGCUUGAGGAGAGACACAUGAAAAGUAGGUGAGACACGGUAGUGAGGGGGAAGGAGCAGCCGGUAUGACACCGCAUUAAUCCGCCGGAGGACCUUAAACGAACAAACCGGGGGCUCAGUUUCUUGCAGGGCAGGCGGAAAGGGAGGUUUUGAGUGGACAGCCAGACGCGAUCACCAGGCUGGAAUACGGGAGCGAAACUGCGGUGGUGGUCAGCUUGGUCCUUCUGCCGACAAAUGGCCCUCUGGAGACGGACAUGGGCGGCGUCCCAGACCCAGACCUGCGAAACCACUCAUCGACAGCGGGCGCAUCAGUCUGGCUGGGUGUCCAAGUGGCCAGGGCCGGCUGCUACCCCAGGACGCAUUGGAAGGGAGUGAGCCCUGUGGAGGAGUGAACGAGGGAGUUCUGGGCAUAUUCUGCCCAGGGAAGAAACCUCGCCCACUCACCCUGCCGGUCCUGACAGUGGCAACGAAGAAACCUCCACAGCUCCUGGUUCAUGCGCCAUCUGCCCAUUUGACUGAGUCCUAUACCCGGAAGUGAGGCUGGCCGUGGCCCCGAUCUUCUCCAGGAAAGCUUUCCACACUCGGGAGGUGAAUUGGGGGCCACGGUCCGAGACGAUGUCCUCCGAAAGUCUAUAGUGCCGGAAGACCUGUUGGAACAGAACCUCAGCGACCUGGAGAGCAGAAGGAAGACCAGUUAGUGGCAAAAAACUGCAUGAUUUUGAGAACCUAUCUACGACCACCAUGACUGUGGUGAAGCCAUCAGAACGUGGGAGGUCGGUGACAAAGUCUAUGGACAGGUGUGACCAAGGUUGCUGAGGCACUGGUAGAGGAACUAGUUUGCCUGCCGGGGCGUUCCGAGGUGUCUUCGUUUGGGCACAUACAGAACAGGAGUUGACAUAACGAGAGACAUCAGAAACCAAGGUGGGCCACCAGUAUUUUUGUGCUAGAGAAUGCAGGGUGCACGUAAUACCGGAGUGCCCUGCUGUAAGGGUGGUGUGUGCCCAGAUCAGCAGGCGGUCAUGGACACUGGUGGGUACAUACACGUGCCCCGGAGGGGCGUUGGCAGGCGCUGGGUCCUCCCAAACGACAGGUGCAACGAUGAGAGACAGGGGCAGGAUAGGACCCCCCCAGAUCCUUCCUCUCUCCAGUAUGGUGCAUCCUGGAGAGUGCGUCGGCUUUCACAUUCUGGGAUCCUAGGCGGUAGGACAGAAUGUAUUGAAAGCGAGUAAGAAAAUUGGGCCCACCUGGCUUGACGAGAGUUCAUCUGUUUCGCUGCCCGUAUGUGCUCCAAAUUCCGGUGGUCAGUAAGAAUCCGGAAUGGAUGGACUGUGCCCUCCAGCCAGUGUCCACCGCAAACAGCUCCCUGUCUCCAACUCCAUAGUUCCUCUCUGCGGGGGUAAGCUUUUUAGAGAAAAAGGCACAGGGAUACAUUUUCUCUGGCUUACCGUACCGCCGGGAGAGGACCGCACCCACGCCCUCCUCCGAUGAGUCCACCUCCAGGAUGAAAGGACAAGAUGGAUCUGGGUGUUUUAGGAUGGGCGCUGUGGUGAACCUUUCCUUCAGCCUCUGGAAGGCAGCUUCAGCCUCAGGGUUCCAGGCCAGCUUCUGAUGCCCACCCUUAAGGAGAGAGGUGAGCGGGGCGGCUAUGGAGCUGAAGGACCUAAUGAAAUGCCGGUAGAAAUUGGCAAAGCCCAGGAAGUUCUGUAGGCCCUUGAUGGUGGUGGGGACUGGCCAUGAACUGACGGCGUCCGUCUUCGCUCUUUCCAUGAACACCCCCUGAGGACUGAUCCUGUAUCCCAGGAAGGAGAUGGCCUGUUGGUGGAAUUCACAUUUCUCCCCCUUCACCAACAGGCUGUGUUCCCAGAGGCAGAGUAGGACAGCUCUGACGUCCCUGACGUGCUCCUCGAACGUAGCCCUGUAGAUCAGGAUAUUGUCGAUGUACACCACCACCUGUCUACUCAGCAUGUCUCGGAACACGUAAUUGAUGAAGGACUGUAACACAGAAGGUGCAUUGGCAAGGCCGUAGGGCAUGACUCCAUAUUCAUAGUGGCCUGAGGUAGUGCUGAAUGCCAUCUUCCACUCGUCUCCUUCCCGGAUUCAGAUCAGGUUGUAGGCACUCCUCAGGUCCAACUUGGUAAAGUCCCGACUCGAUGGCCGACGGAACAAGAAGGUGGGGGUACCGGUACUUGGUGGUGACUGCGUUCAGCCCCCUGUAGUCAAUGCACGGCCUCAGUCCUCCGUCUUUUUUGGCCACGAAGAAGAAGCUGGCGGAGGCAGGAGAGGUAGAGCGUCUGAUGAACCGCUGUUUCAGGGUCUCCGCCACAUACUUCUCCAUGGCCUCAUUCUCCGCCAUGGAAAGGGGGUAAAUGCGACUCUUCGGGGGGUGUUGUCCCUCCAGCAGGUCAAUGUUGCAGUCCAAGGGCCUGUGAGGAGGGGAAAAACGUAGCCUUUGAUGAAGAGAAGACAUCAGAGAGAUCUGCAUACUCACGUGGAAUGUUGGGCUGCAGGCCGGACUCCGGACUCUCCACUGACGUGGAACAACAAACCACCAGCAGGCAGGUCUUCGGCAUGAGGGGGACCAGGCUAUGAUCCUCUUGGUGAUCCAAUUGAUGGUGGGGUUGUGUAGUCUGAGCCAGGGCAAUCUCAAGACGAUCCGGUGAAGGGGUGACGUGACGAUGUGGAAUGACCGCUCUUCGUGGUGAUCCGGUAGUGUGGGAAUGGUGAUGGUAUUGGGGAGAGUGACGUGCGUAAUGGUGCAUGAUCCAAGUGGUUUAUUGUCCAGCGAGGUGACGUGUAGCAGAGAAGGCAGUGGCAUGGUGGGAAACCCCCAUUCAGAGACCAGCUCCAUAUCUAUAAGGUUCCCCUCUGAUCCGGAAUCUAUCAUUGCAGUGGAAAUGGAAGAGAAGGAAUAACCAGUCAUCGUUAUGGGAACUAAAAACAAUGGUUUUGUGAUAGGAGAUGACGUAACACUCACAGAGCGGCUACAGGAGUCAUACCGCCUAGAUUGGGAGCCGCCAGGAGAUCUGUGGUCCGUGGUGGUGUAGGGGGUGCUGCCCACCUCCAUGGGUGAGGACUCUGAGGCAGGUUUGCUUCCAUAGCUCAGAUGGGGUGAGCGUCAAGGCACCGGGAGGUGUUGGGAACACCGUCUGUCUCUCAACAUGUCGUCAAGACGGAUGGACGUGGCGAUGAGGGUAUCAAAGUCCAUCUUGUCGCCCCGACAUGCAAGUUCCGUCUUGAUAUCCUCCCGUAACCCUCUUCUGAAGGCCGUGCGCAGAGCACGAUCAUUCCAGCCGGAAGACGCCGCCACCGUGAGAACUCAGAGCGUACUCGGACGUGGGCCACUCUCCCUGUUGUAGCUGGAUGAGACGCGCACCCCGUCCUUUCCCUCCGUGGGAUGAUCAAACACCGCCCUGAACCGAGCGAGGAAGGUGGAGUAGGGAAGGGCCACGGCCUCACCUCCUUCCCAGACUGCCGUGGCCCAAUCAAGCGCCUUUCCUUUAAGUAGCGAAAUCACCAGCGCUAUCCUGGCUUGGUCAGAUGGAUAUGCCCCAGGCUGAUGCGCCAGAUAACGUGAAACUUGUAGCAGGAAGCCGCUACAUUUAGUAUUUUACCGUCAUAGCACUCCGGUAGGGCGAGGGUUCCCUCAGAAGUGGGUGAUGGUAGGGAACAGGUGGAUUGGGUGCACUCGCCGCUCCCUGAGGUGGAACCGGAGCGCUGGGCAGAUUAUGCAGAGUUUGGAGCACUUCCUGCAUGCCGGCGAUUAACAAGGCAAAGUGCUGUUGGUGCUGGUCGAGGCACUGGGAAACUCCUGCUGCAUCCAUUUUCGUGAGUGGUGUGUAAUUCUGUGACGAAUACUGAGUAUUAGAAGACGCAGACGCAGGAAUUAACAAAGUAAGGUUUUACUUAAUAAGAAAGAGAAUAACAAAGAGCGAGUAAACGAUUCCACACAACAAUGAACGAACAGUCCAGGGCUAUAUAGUGGUGAUGAUGAGAUGAUGAGGUGCAGGUGCGCUGGAGGUGAUUAGGGUGCGUUGGGUUUCCAGUCCUGUGUUUGCCGAGGUGGUGCGCUCAGACCAGUGGCUCAGUAGACCGGCGAAUCAGAGCGCCGGAGGGGAGCAACGGCAGGAGACGUGACAGCUGAGGGUUGGGAUGUGGAAUUGGAGACAAGUGGGAGUGGAGUUGCUGGGCGGGAGAUAGAAUGAUGGUCAAAGAUAAAAGUCCAAAUAAAACAUAACAAAAAGUAAGUUUGAAUGACACUGAGGGGCAGUGUUGUUACAGCUAAUACCUGUUUGCCUGAGGCUGAUGCCGUGAAGGUGUUUUGUGCUUUGGGGGACGGGGGCAUUGGGGGGGACGGGGGCUUUGGGGGACGGGGGCUAGGGGGGGGGGGGACGGGGACUUUGGGGGACUGGGGCUAGGGGGGGACUGGGGCUUUGGGGGACGGGGGCUGGGGGGGGCGGGGGCUUUGGGGGACGGGGGUCUUUGCGAUGGGGAAUGGAAUUAUUAUUAUUUUCUCGGGGGGAGCUUGGGCCGGUGGCUGAUGGGUCGCUGGUUCGGGUCCCCGUUUUUGACCUUGUGGGAGAUCUGUCGACGUACCCUUGAGCAGGGCGUUGACCCUGGUUGCUUCUGUGGGUCGCUCUGGAUGGGAGUCUGUUAGAUGACUAAUGUGGUGUAUAUGUUGACUGCAAGUAGAUUGUAUGUUUUUAAAUAUUCAAUAAAAAAUAAAAGACUAGUCGUAGCUGUCCGGCGUAAGCAAUGCACUUUCAUGAGAUUUAUGGUUUCUAGGCAACGUCCAUUACUAGGCUGUUACCAGCCUAGUGGCAAUUCUAAACUUUGCGAGGCAUGUCACUUCGCCCAUCACUUUGCGUAGCCCACGACUAUGCAUGCACGUUUUCUUAACCACAACUGGAUGGAUCGAUAAAGAAUUACUGCGGGAAAUGGAAUUAAUAUCACUGAAUGACGAAAAUAUUGGAAUAAAGAAGCUAAUGCAAUAGAAAGCAUGUAUCAAAUUAUUGCUUACUGAAACUCCCAAAGUUAUCCAACCGUUAAUAAAUUAAAGCAAUAGCCAUGUGUGGAAUAGAUGAUAAUUUCAGCACUGUUUGGAUUGAGACAGCGCCAUUGCGCUGCUUUGAUAUUUGGUUACAAUUAGGUUGGGAAAAUGUUAGCUAAGUUGAGGUGGGUGCUCAUGAUCAUCUUGUCUAGUUUGCACAUCUCAACAAGUGGAUUUUUUUUCUCUUUACUUGCAUAGUAGCCUACUCGACCAAAAGCCCAUGACUUUCCUAAUCAAUUAAUGUGAUAUAAUCUGUCUGUAUAUUUGGUUAAUUGAUCUCUGGCUGGGCAAAUAAGUGGAGGUGAUAGCUCAUCUAUUCAUUGGCUCAUCUAUUACUGAUCAGAAUCAAACAUUUAGCCUAAAUCAAGUGUAGGCUAUUAUUUACUGUUGACUCACAUACAGUGAGGGAAAAAAGUAUUUGAUCCCCUGCUGAUUUUGUACGUUUGCCCACUGACAAAGACAUGAUCAGUCUAUAAUUUUAAUGGUAGGUUUAUUUGAACCGUGAGAGACAGAAUAACAACAAAAAAAUGUCAAAAAUGUUAUAAAUUGAUUUGCAUUUUAAUAAGGGAAAUAAGUAUUUGGUCUUGGCCAUGGUGGAGAGUUUGGAAUCUGAUUGAUUGAUUGCUUCUGUGGACAGGUGUCUUUUAUACAGGUAACAAGCUGAGAUUAGGAGCACUCCCUUUAAGAGUGUGCUCCUAAUCUCCGCUCGUUACCUGUAUAAAAGACACCUGGGAGCCAGAAAUCUUUCUGAUUUCCCUCAUUUAAAAUGUAAAUCAAUUCAUAACAUUUCUGACAUGCGUUUUUCUGUAUAUUUCACAGCCCGCAUGCUUUUGAAAAUAUAGAUUGCUGUAAAUUUUUAUGCAUAUCAUGAUGGUCGUCCCAAUUUCACACCCUACACCUGCUCCCUACUAGGGUAUAUUAACGGAAGUAGCGUUACGACCCACUUACUGGUGCAACCGGCACCUGAAGUCUAUGAGGCUGCUGAUGUCACACUUGUAGCAGAGGUCAGUGACUGGCAGCUUCUGACUCUGGUGUACAGAGGGAUCUGUAGGAGGGGACAAGAAAUUGGGUCAGUGGGUUUAGACACCCGAUAGGGCUGUGAAGCAUGCGUUUGUGCGCUUACACAAUGCACUCCCUUUAGAGAUCGCAAUCUGCAGUGGUUGACAUUAGCUGGUUGACUCGUACGUAUAGAAAUUGGUGUGGUGUUUGGCCAAUGAGCGUAAUGCCCAACCAUUAGCAGGCCCAAGAAGAUCUACUGUAUGUAUUUUUGAAGAGUUAAAGUAUUUGGAAGAUGGGGGGGGAGGGGAGUCAAAGGGCAGUGGGCCGUACUGUAUGUGACGAGAGGGGGUAGGAAGGCAGAGGGAGAGAGGCUAGUCAAGACACCAAGGGCGACAGGAAUAACGAACAGAAACUAGCCAAGUGAGAGCAGCAAGUUGAGAUUGUCUCCCUUCCUAAGGUUAGACGCCUCACAGCUGUUGUGAGAACUGUCUCUCUUUACAACUUCCCACACAGUUAUUUUUGUGAUGAGCUGACCUCUCUGUCUUUGUCACUGUCUCUGUCUUCCUCUGUCUCUUUUUUCAUGUUUCUGACUGUCUCACUCUCCUUCUCCCAACUCUCGCUCUUUCUUUCUUUCUCUCUCAGUGCUGUCAGAUCCUGGUGGUGAACGGGGUGGACCUGGGCAUACGGGACCAGGACGGCUUCUCCGCGGCUGACCUGGCAGAGUACAACGGGCACGCCCAGUGUGCCAAGUACCUGCGCACUGUGGAGAACAUGGUGAGAGACACGGGAUGUAUUCGUUAG